AUUUUAGUAGUAAACCGUGUCGUGACACACAGUUCAUUUCAUCCGCGCACGUUAGCGUCUUCUACUUUUUGCUGCGUUGAAACUCAAAGUCGUUGUCUUCUUCUCGCACCACCAUAUAGAAGACAGUCUUUCUUUCUCUCUCUCUCUCUCACCUGCUCGAUAUAGCUCACAGGUACCCGCCGUUUCUCUCUGUAGAAUGACUAGCUCCGACUCCUCGCACGGACGGCGGAAUUCUAGCUCCAGUUCACGGACUAGCAUGCAGGACCGGAUUCCAUACUCGCCGGCGUUGAGCUCGGCCUACUCUGACACUUCCAGUGUUCGGAGCCGGAACUCCGUAGCCGAUGCAGCACGUUCUAUUGCAGGAGUCUUCGUUUCUUGCUUCACUCCGCCAGAGACGAAAAGCUCCAACAGUUUCGCUGACUCUGAGGAAUACAGAGCCCACUCUGUUACGUCGGAUGCUUCGGGAGCUGGUAGCGAGAGAAGACGCAGUUCGAAUAGGGGAAUUUAUGCUCAUUCAAAUAAUUCAACCCAUGAAAGAGAACCUGCUGGUGCUACCGAAAAACUUACCAUGGAAGGAAUCAACAGGGUCACGAGGAACUUCUCGCCAUCUUUCAAGAUAGGACAAGGUGGUUUUGGGACAGUUUACAAAGCGAAGCUUGCAGAUGGAACAACGGUUGCAAUCAAACGCGCUAAAAAGAGUGUAUAUGACAAGCAUUUGGGCGUUGAGUUUCAGAGUGAGAUCCGAACACUAGCACAGGUAGAACAUUUGAAUUUGGUUAAGUUUUAUGGAUUUUUGGAGCACGAAGAUGAAAGAAUUGUCGUUGUGGAAUAUGUUCCAAAUGGAACCCUUAGAGAACAUUUAGAUUGUGUUCAUGGAAACAUCCUUGACCUCGCCGCAAGACUUGAUAUAGCAAUAGACGUGGCCCAUGCAAUCACCUAUCUGCAUAUGUACACAGAUCACCCUAUCAUUCAUAGAGAUAUAAAGUCCUCAAAUAUUCUCCUUACGGAAAACUUUCGAGCCAAAGUGGCGGAUUUUGGGUUUGCUAGACUAGCAGCUGACACUGAUUCAGGUGCCACCCAUGUGUCCACCCAAGUAAAGGGAACUGCUGGCUACUUGGAUCCAGAGUACCUUCGAACCUAUCAGCUUACUGAGAAAAGUGAUGUCUACUCUUUUGGUGUGUUGUUAGUGGAGCUUGUCACAGGCAGGCGUCCCAUAGAGGCAAAACGGGAACUCAAGGAACGGAUAACUGUGAAAUGGGCCAUGAAGAAGUUUGAUGAUGGUGAUGCUCUUUCAGUAUUGGAUCCAAAGUUGGAACACUACGCAGGAAACAGCCUGGCUAUUGAAAAGCUUCUUGAACUAGCCUUACAAUGCUUGGCACCGCGCAGACAGAGUAGGCCUAGCAUGAGAAGGUGCGCUGAGAUCCUUUGGAGCAUCCGCAAAGAUUACAAAGAACUAAUGGGUUCAGAUUUCCGUUCAUUUUCAACUCGUUCCCAAAGGAGCUAGAGCAACAGUGUGCUUCCAAGAUAAAGUAUUUGUGUGUUAGGAUGCAACACCGAGCAGUGUGUGUCGAUUUCAAUUUGUUAGGGAACCCAGCUAUUUGUAACGAAUGGAUUGGUAGGGCUAAGAGGGGGGAGAGUGCAAGGAAUGCGGGUAGAAUUGUCUUCUCUAUAAAAACUUAGCUAGAGAUGAAUUCAGAUCCAUGUGCUAUAUUUUUCGUGAAUUUCAACAUGUUAUUCACAUUGGGUUGCUAUGUAUACUAAUAUAAUAAUUUGUGUAUUGUAUCUAUUGAAUAUUUGUUUCUUCAGCCAAAUAUAUUACAUUUAUAAUUAAUAUUAUUUGCUUCAAA
Messenger RNA from Cannabis sativa, 1847 nucleotides. RefSeq names its product calmodulin-binding receptor-like cytoplasmic kinase 2. The transcript is spliced from 7 exons. Lineage: Eukaryota; Viridiplantae; Streptophyta; Magnoliopsida; Rosales; Cannabaceae. Gene Ontology annotation, molecular function: ATP binding; protein kinase activity. Gene Ontology annotation, biological process: protein phosphorylation. The record is from RefSeq and is a predicted model, not a curated record. Bases 197 to 1504 code for a protein of 435 amino acids.